GUUUACUCAAAACUGAUCCGAUCUUGUCAACAAUCAUGUCGUCAGAGGGAGAUGCUGAAGAUCGUGGCACGAUGCUGGCUGCUUUGGAAGCCCAUGGGCAAGCAUUCCUACGAUCUUUUGGGCCGUCAGCCAUUCCGGUACACGGGGUCAAGAGGAAGAGAAAGGAGUCAAUAAACUCGCAUACCGAUAACGUGGAUUCUUCGAACCCGCAGCAAGGAGACGAAGACGAGUGGCAUGGAUUUGGCGAUGAUGGGCCUGACCACUAUCAGUCCAUGCCCAGCAAUGAUGCUUCUAAAAUGGAUCUACCGGCAUCAGGCCGGCCGGCCACCGAUCGACCGAAAACACCUGUUGUUGUGGACUUUUCUCACAGCAGACGACCACUUUCAAGUGCCGGCCAAGCACGAUCUGACAAGACAUUUAUGUCAUCCAAAAUAUCAAAAAUGAAGGAAGAUGUGUCUCAGCGCGGCGAUGCCACGGCCGGACAGAAUGAAGAUGAUGAGCAGCAGUUAUCAGAUCUGCGGAAUGACGCAGAAUUACACAGGAUUAUCCACACACAGCUCUUGUCCGGUUCUCUGGAUCCAAUGAUGGAUUUGAAGCCAUCCCAGAAAAAGAAGGCGAUGGCUGGUCGAGUAUUGGAGGUCGCCGGGAAAGUAAAACUCGGAGCGGGAGAAACGGAUGUGCGAAAGGAAGAGCACAACAAGGCGUCCAAGCAUAUAAGGGAAGGUAUAAGGAAGAAGCAAAAGGAAAGAGCGGCACAGGAUCUGGAGGAGGCGAAGCAAUUGGGCAAUUACCACCCGACAAUAAAACGGCUCUUCGCGGCGUCGUCACAACCUUCCGCACCGAACAAACGUGCGCGGGGUAUCGGAUCCGGAGUGGGAAAAUUUGUUGGUGGCACCUUGAAGCUCAGCCAUGCUGAGAUAGCCAGUGUACAAGGAGUGCCCUCGAAGACCAAGGGUCGGCCAGGCAAGAAUGUUCGAAGACGAUGAUAAGAUGUCUUUAUCAUGUGGUUUCAGUAGCCGAUGUCAUCUAUAUUGUCAUGUUGCCCCAUGUAUCAUGUAUUCGAACUUGACCCUUUUUGUCUUCCUUAAUUGCCAAAAGCGGACACAGAUACCUAGUUGAG
This is a messenger RNA of Dacryopinax primogenitus, 1120 nucleotides long. RefSeq lists its product as uncharacterized. Gene Ontology annotation, cellular component: nucleolus. The transcript has 5 exons. The record is from RefSeq and is a predicted model, not a curated record. Gene Ontology annotation, biological process: maturation of SSU-rRNA from tricistronic rRNA transcript (SSU-rRNA, 5.8S rRNA, LSU-rRNA). Bases 36 to 986 code for a protein of 316 amino acids. NCBI's taxonomy places the organism in Eukaryota, Fungi, Basidiomycota, Dacrymycetes, Dacrymycetales, Dacrymycetaceae.